This is a messenger RNA of Drosophila persimilis, 405 nucleotides long. It is a transcript of the gene Cpr78Cb, whose product is annotated as pupal cuticle protein Edg-78E. The transcript has a single exon. NCBI's taxonomy places the organism in Eukaryota, Metazoa, Arthropoda, Insecta, Diptera, Drosophilidae. The coding region runs from base 1 to 405 and encodes 134 amino acids. Gene Ontology annotation, cellular component: chitin-based extracellular matrix. Gene Ontology annotation, molecular function: structural constituent of chitin-based larval cuticle. The record is from RefSeq and is a predicted model, not a curated record.
AUGGCUCUGUUGUGCCUGGCCCUUCUUUGGGCCGAAUUAGAUGCCAGGCUUGUGCGGAUACGCCGCAUUCGUCGGCUGGUGGGCUCCAGUGAGCGAGAUGCCCAGAUCACGGAUUACCGGGUGUCGCCGCUGGACGAGCAGGGAGUCUUCAAGUACGCCUUCAAGACAAGCAAUGGCAUCGAUGUCCAGGCGGCGGGCACUGCCCUGGAGACCAUUGGCAUCUACAGCUACACCUCGCCCGAGGGCGAGGACAUCGAAACGCGCUACAUAGCCGAUGAGCUGGGCUUCCAUGUGGUGGGCAGACACCUGCCCCAGCCGCCGCCCACUCCGGACUACAUCCUGCGAUCCCUCGAAUACAUUCGCACCCACACGGAGGACGGCAAGCUGAAGCCCAAUGUGUUCUAA